CCCUAGCUCUUCACCAGAAAUUUUCCCUCCAUGUUCCCUAGCUUGUGCCUAGCCUCUUUUCACCAAGAAUAAGGUGAGAUUUAGCAUUUUCUUCCUUCUUCUAGCAAGGGUUAGAGAUUAAUAGGCUUAUGAUUCUCAAAAUCAUGAACAAAAUUUCAAAUCUGGGCUGUUGUAUCCUCCAAUUUGCUGAUCUGUUUUGGGUUGCUGUCCAUAGUAAGAAAUCACCAAAUUCCAGCACUUUUCAGUAGGAAAUCAACUAUAUUACUCAUCUUUCCAUCCUUGAUUUAAGUUGGGUUAUGUUUAAUCCUUUAGGGCUUUCAAUUUUGAGAGUGUUGCUGUGGUUCCCCUUGAUUUUGUCCUUGAUUUAGCACAACCAAAAAACUGAUUUCUUUUCUUGCUGGAAAUACUGGCAGCAUGACCUUUCUAGUGUUUUGUUUAUAAGUCUUUCUGUAGUUAUUGAAUUAAGUCCAUUUUUAAUUCUAUAGAAAGCUAAGAGAUAGCCCUACAACUUUUAUGUUGGAUGUUUAACCCAGUUAGGCUGUUUUCAUGGCAAAAAAAUCUGCUGCAAGUCUGAUUCACGCAGGUAGACUUAACUGGCAGCCCGAUCCUGUGUUAGUCUUUUGGCCAUAACUCUUUCUGUAGACAUCAGAUUAAGGUUCUAAAACACCUCAAGAACCUUGAGAUCUUGAAAUUCUUGCUUAAUGUAUAGUGACAAGGCGAGGUAGUGUGACCCAAGAUGUGAGAAACAAGGGGGAAUGACAAGCUAGAAGGCCAACCAUUGUAUUUUGGAUGUAGAUUUUGAGUUGUAGAUUAUUCUUUGUAAGCUAAAUUUUAUUUUGAAAUGUUGAUCUAAGUUUAUGCGAAUUGUUAGCAAUGAAUUUAGCAAGUUUCAAGCCUUGUGCAUUUGUGGGAUCCUCUCUCACAAGUGUACGGCGUUUGUUUCGCUCUCGAUUUUGGGGCGUGACAAUUAUUUACUUGAAUAGAUGGUCUCCUUAUAC
Messenger RNA from Rubroshorea leprosula, 998 nucleotides. NCBI's taxonomy places the organism in Eukaryota, Viridiplantae, Streptophyta, Magnoliopsida, Malvales, Dipterocarpaceae. The record is from the annotation of a GenBank genome assembly.